This is a messenger RNA of Loxodonta africana (African savanna elephant), 1065 nucleotides long. Its product is annotated as olfactory receptor 5W2-like. The transcript has a single exon. Gene Ontology annotation, cellular component: membrane. The record is from RefSeq and is a predicted model, not a curated record. Bases 4 to 936 code for a protein of 310 amino acids. Gene Ontology annotation, biological process: G protein-coupled receptor signaling pathway; sensory perception of smell. NCBI's taxonomy places the organism in Eukaryota, Metazoa, Chordata, Mammalia, Proboscidea, Elephantidae. Gene Ontology annotation, molecular function: odorant binding; G protein-coupled receptor activity; olfactory receptor activity.
AGAAUGGAUGAAGAAAAUUGCUCCUCCUUGACUGAAUUCCAACUCUUGGGAAUUACUAAUAACCCUGAGAUGAAAGUGACCAUAUUCACCUUGUUCCUGGUUGUUUACAUCAUUAUUCUUGUGGCAAAUCUUGGAAUGAUCAUUUUAAUUAGAAUGGACUCCCAGCUUCAAACACCAAUGUACUUUUUCCUCAGCCACCUCUCCUUCUGUGACUUCUGUUAUUCCACAGCAGUUGGACCCAAGGUGCUGGUGGACCUUUUAACCAAAGACAAAUCAAUUUCCUUUUGUGGCUGUGCUCUGCAGUUCUUCAUCCUCUGUAUCUUUACAGAUUCUGAGUGUCUCCUGCUGGCAGUGAUGGCCUUUGAUAGGUACAAGGCCAUUAGCAACCCCUUGCUCUAUACAAUCGACAUGUCCAGCAAGGUGUGCUCCGUGCUCAUGUCUGGGAUUUACCUGGUGAGUAUGGUGGACGCUUUGAUACAUACUGCGUUAACUUUCCACUUAUGUUUCUGUGGAUCAGAUGAAAUUAAUCAUUUCUUCUGUGAUAUUCCUCCGCUUCUGUUGCUAUCUUUUUCAGAUACACGGGUCAAUGAGUUAGUGAUAUUCACUGUUUUUGGAUUCAUUGAACUGAGUACCAUUUCAUGGCUUCUUGUCUCUUACUGUUACAUCAUUCUCUCAGUCUUAAAGAUCCGCUCUGCAGAGGGAAGGUUCAAAGCUUUUUCCACCUGCACUUCUCACUUAACUGCUGUUGCAAUUUUCCAGGGAACUAUGCUCUUUACAUAUUUCCGACCAAGUUCUGCCUACUCUCUAGAUCAAGACAAAAUGAUCUCGUUGUUUUACACCCUUGUCAUCCCCAUGUUAAACCCUCUGAUUUAUAGUCUACGGAACAAGGAUGUGAAAGAGGCUCUGGAAAAACUGGAAAAUAAAAAACUGUUUUAAAUAGUUUUACACGCACAUAAACAGUUUUCUUCAAAUCAUACGGUACAGGAUAAUGUGGUCUCAGAUUCUUUAAUACAAUGAGUAUUUAUACUAAUUCUCUACUAUACCAAUUAUUAGGUACUUUUUCGG